Messenger RNA from Pogona vitticeps (central bearded dragon), 1618 nucleotides. NCBI's taxonomy places the organism in Eukaryota, Metazoa, Chordata, Lepidosauria, Squamata, Agamidae. The record is from RefSeq and is a predicted model, not a curated record.
UUGUAUACCUAGAAGGAUUCUCCUCUGUUGUCCCAGGUGGCCCAUGAGGACAAACGCUUGGCGCAUACCUGGAAGGCCAGGAACUCUUCUUGAGGGUCAGCAGCAGCAGCUGGAGACCCCGGAGGACCCAGAAGAUGAUGACGGAGAAGAAGCGCCUGCUCUCCCCUCAGACAUAUCGGAGGCUUCUCCAAAUCUUCAUUGGAUGGAUUCUUUUACACAAAGGAAAUGGGGAGCCUUUCAUCCUUGGAGUUGGGACAAAGCACAUGACGGACACGAGGACGAAGAAAAACUUCAUGGGACAUCCCCAGAAAGAGUGGAGAAUGAAAACAAGAACUGUGGGAUCAGAGAUCAAUCACGAAGGCGGAGGAAAAACAAGCCUCACCGUUAUCUGAGAGGAGUUGUCUGUGAAGAAGAAGAGGAAAAGGCAAAAAAUAGACGACUCCAUGUCCUUCAGAGCUCAGAGUUUGGGCUAAGGAGCUCUCUGGGGAAAAGCCCAGUGAAAUGUCCAACAUGCCACUCAGAGGAAAAUCUGUGUCACUGUUUGGAGCAUGGAGAGAGUUCCAGAAGGAGCCCAGAACAUCCAGGAUUUCCCACAGGAAAGAAACCUUAUGAAGACUCAGAGUCUGAAAAAUGCUUCAGUGUUAGCUCAGCUCUUCACAUCACUCAGCCGGUGCGCUCAGAAGGAGAAGUGUAUAAAGGUGAAGAUUGUGGCAAGAGCUUCAAGGGAAGGCCUGGACUUAAGGAACAUCAGGGAAUGGACAGUGAGAAGAGGUGCCACAAAUGUUAUGAAUGUGGAAAGGGCUUCAUGAGUCAUUCACAUCUCAGAGAACAUCAAUUAAUUCAUACAGGAGAGAAACCCUUUCCCUGUGAAGAAUGUGGGAGGAGGUUCACUAAACGCUUCAAACUUGUAGAACAUCAACGAAUUCACUCAGGAGAAAAACCUUAUACAUGCAAACUAUGUAAAAACAGUUUCACUCUUUCCUCAACUUUCAAAGCACAUCAGCGCCUUCAUACGGGGGAGAAGCCCUUUCAGUGUAAAGUAUGUGGGAAAAAGUUCAGCUACUGUUCAAACCUCACCGUACAGAAACGAAUUCAUUCAGGGGAAAAACCUUAUACAUGCAAAGAAUGUGGGAAGAGUUUCAGUGAUCCAUCAUCUUUCAAAGUACAUCAGCGCCGUCAUUCAGGGGAGAAACUCUAUUGUUGUGAAGAAUGUGGGAAAAGCUUCAACCAGAAGAGUGUUCUUACAGUACAUCAGAGAAUUCAUACAGGAGAGAAACCCUAUAAAUGUGAAGAAUGUGGCAAAAUGUUCUCCCAACACUCUAACCUCAGAGUACACCAACGAAGUCACUCCGGAAAAAAAACGUAUGCAUGCGAUCAAUGUGGGAAAUGUUUCACCCGUCUCUGCAAUUUAACCAUACAUCAGCUCUCACAUUCACGGAAGAAUCCCGAUUGUUGUGAAGAAUGUGGGAUAGGCUUCACAGCUGAGUCACCCUUCACAGCACAUCAACAACUUUAUACUGAGGAGAAACCAUAUAAAUGUGAGGAAUGUGGGGAAAGAUUUCUCUGGUUGUUCAAUCUGGGAGAACACAAGAAAAUUCACUCCAGUCAGAACUUCUAA